Molecule: messenger RNA, 1761 nt
Organism: Rotaria sp. Silwood2
Lineage: Eukaryota; Metazoa; Rotifera; Eurotatoria; Philodinida; Philodinidae
Source: the annotation of a GenBank genome assembly
AUGUCUUGUAGCAACAGAAUUACCUAUUUCGAACAUUUAUCAGAUGAAGUUUUCUAUGAAAUAUUUGAAUAUAUUGAUGGAUGGAAUAUUUAUAAAGGAUUUUUCAAUCUUAAUUCUCGUUUUCAAAAUCUUAUCAUUCACUCGCCAAUACCAUUUAAGAUUAAACUUUAUUCUUUAUCACAAUCAGAAGUCAAACAUUAUUGUAACAAUGUUAUUGUUUCAAACAAACAUUGUAUUAUUUCACUUUAUUUUGAGAACGAAUCAUUCAUCAAUGAGCUUUUUAUAUAUUGUGUAAUCGAUUCAUCAUUUGAUCGUCUGGAGUCAAUUUUUCUUGGUGAAAUCUCAUUCGAUCAACUUAUGACGCUUUUCUUUUAUUUAAAAUCUCUUCCUCGACUCUUUUCAUUGACCAUACAUCCUGAUGCGGAAUGGGGCUAUGAUUUAAGUACUACCUAUCGAAUGAUUUUCUCAUUACCUACAUUGAAAUACAAUAAAUUAUCAUUAUUCUCAGAUGUAGAUGAGGACUUAAAUUUCUUUGUACCACUUGCUAUCAAUGAACCGUUUAGCGCUAUCGAAUAUUUAAUUAUGGAUCAUAAUUGUAGUUUAAAUGAACUAUUUUCUAUGUUUCGCCAUACACCCCAACUACGUCAUUUAUCUUGUCAAAACUUAAUAGAAUCGGAAAGUAGUAUUGAUACGAAAAAAUCAGUGAUAUUGUCUAAUUUAACAUAUCUUAGGAUUGGUAACUCUCAAAUAGGAUUUGAUGAAUUUGAAAUGUUUAUAGCCGAAAUAUCUUCGCCAUUGCAAGUAUUGAAUAUCAGACAAUAUAUGGGUGAAGAUUAUCUUGAUGCUGAUCGCUGGGAACAAUUAAUCAAAAUAUACAUACCUCAUUUGCGCAGAUUCGACUACGAAUAUUAUCAACUAUUUAUGCCUGGAUAUGAAGAGACUUUUUUAUAUAAGAAUAUCAAUCGAUUUUCUUCACCGUUUUGGAUUGAACGACAAUGUUUCUUCGAAGUCAAAAUAAAAGAUAAUGAUAUGAUUUAUGCAAUUCAUCCCUAUAAGAACUUAUGUCUUGAUAUUUAUAAACAUGCACAAAUUGCCAAGCAUUUUAAUCAAAAUAUUGCUUACAAUUCUACUCAACAUUUUGUCAUGCUCAAUCAACAAGAUAUUGACAAGCCUUCAACACUGUUCAUUCCAACAAGUCAACUUAGUAUUAAUGGCAUUUCUUCUGCAGAGCGAAGUCAAUCAUUUAUUGAUAAGUUCAAAUCUACUUUUGUUGCUGCUCAAUUUACUCGUCUGAAUAUUAACUGCACAGAGAUUCCUAUUGGAAUAUUAGUUAAUAUUCUAUAUAUAUUACCUAAUCUUGAUUCAUUAAAAGUAACAUCCUUACCAUUUAUUGAAGAAGACUGUUUAUUUGAUAACGAUGGAGAGAUGCGUUAUUUAACAUCGAUCAGUAACAAGAUCACAAAAGUCAAUCUCGAGAGCACGAGUGAUAUCAGUCAAGUGCAUUUUCUUCUCUAUCUCUGUAUUUGUGUGCAAUAUUUUCAAGUGGAUGUUCCAGAGAACAUGAAUCUCGAAAUGCUCGUACGAGUUAUUUUAACAAAAAUCGAAUAUUACAUUCCUCAACUCCGAUCUCUGUGUCUUCAUAUUCUAAAUGCUAAUGAAGAAAUAAUUUAUCAAUUACAAAAACUGAUCGAUACCGAACACUUACUAACUAACUAUAUAAUCAAACGUAUUUAUAAUAAUAUUUUUUUGAAAUGGAAUUGA